CUCAUAAAAUGACUUCUACUAAAACUGGAAAGAAAGAACUGAAAUAGUCUUCGAAAUAGUAAAAAAAAAUGUCUGAUAAUUUUAUUUCAAAAAAGUAUUACUUUUUAACUUUUGUCGCAUUAUUAAUAUUCGUGUACGUAAUGCAAAAUAUCAAUAAAGUUGAAUAUACAAUGGAGUCAUUUAUUGAUGAUCAAUCUAUUAUAGACCUACUUGCCAAAAAUGAUUGCUUCGUACCAAACAGCUUAAAGAAAAUCGAUUGGCACGAUUAUGAUUUGAUACAGCGUGAACAUAACCGAAGAGGACUAGGGGAGCACGGCCAGGCAGUUUGGUUGAAAGGCAAGUACCAGUCACCAACAAUGAACCUAUAUCGUUCACUUGGCCUAAAUGAGCUCGUAAGCAAUAAAAUAUCGUUGAGUCGUGCUUUACCCGAUGUACGUCAUCCUGCAUGCAUGAAUUGCACCUAUAUAGAGUCUUUGCCUUCUGUAAGUAUUAUAAUUCCUUUCCAUAACGAACAUAUGAUUACAUUGAUAAGAACUGUGCGUUCUGUACUCAAUAGAUCACCACCGCAACUCAUAAAAGAAAUUUUACUUGUCGAUGAUGUCAGCAAUUUGAAGAUGCUUGAGAAAAAUAUAAAAAACUACGUUGCAAAAUACGAGAAUAAAAUAAAACUUUUAAAAUUAUUGAAGUACAGCGGCAAUAUCAGAGCUAAACUGCAUGGCGCCAAGGAAGCUACCGGUGAUGUUCUGGUUUUUCUUGAUGCUCACUGUGAAGUCAAUGUCAACUGGCUACCACCACUGCUAGAACCGAUUGCUCUUGAUUACCAUACAGUAAUGUGCCCUUUGAUAGACAAGAUUGAUGAUUUUACAUUCGAGUAUAAAGCGGUAGUUGAAUAUCGUGGUGGUUUCGAUUGGAGUUUAAAUUUUAAACAAAUGUCGCUACUAAGAGAGCAGGAAAGAAAAUUGCCAGAACCAUAUGAAAGUCCUGUCAUGGCAGGUGGAAUAUUUGCAAUAUCUCGUAUAUAUUUUUGGGAAUUGGGAGGAUACGAUCCAGGGCUCCACAUCUGGGGUGGAGAUCAAUUUGAACUAAGUUUUAAAGUCUGGCUAUGUGGAGGCCGUAUUUUGAUCGCAUCCUGUUCUCGUGUGGGUCAUGUAAUGCAUCAAGUGCCUUUAUUCCUUCAAUAUGGAUAUGGCGACUUUGUCAGAAGAAAUAUCCUACGUGUAGCUAAUGUGUGGAUGGACGAUUAUAUCGAAAAAGUAUUAAAGUCCGAAUCACCUAACUACUAUAUAGAUUCUGGUGAUAUUUCUCAGCAAAAAGCGCUUCGUCAAAGACUAAAUUGCAAGCCGUUUAGCUGGUUUAUGUCACAAGUUGUUAUUGUUGAAAAGAUCGUUGUCGUUGAUUCCUUCCCUUUGGCUGAAGGGCAAGUAAGACCAAUAGGGGAUCAAAGUUAUUGCGUUGACGCUGAUUUUAAUAAACUGAAACUUUCUCUUGCUAAAUGUGACCUAUCGAAAACAAAUCAGCAAUCAUUCGUGUUCACAUAUAAGGAAACUAUCAAAAGUAAAGGACAAAAUUUAUGUUGGGAUUUGAUGUAUCCGGCUUCGGAUAAUGAAAUAUAUUUAAAAAGAUGUCAUGACUUAGGGAGAAAUCAGUUGUGGCGUUAUGAAUCGAAAACAUUGCAAAUAAUUCAAAAGGACCGCUGUUUAGAUCGGGACCUUGAAAAUUUUGAUCUUUAUGUCAAACCUUGUAAUGAGUUUAGUAACACGCAGCAAUGGGUUGUCGAUUAUAAUAUUCUGUUUUAAGUGUAAAUAGUUUAAUUAGAGGACCUACAAUUAUUAUUUUUGCGUUUGUUCACAUUUUAUUUUAUUUUGUCUAUGGGUUUGCAACAAGAGUAGGUACCUACCUAAGCAUAUAACCAUUGCAUGCUCGAAUGAAAUUUAGCUGAAGCAAUGUGUUAUAUUUUUAUUGUAUUUUUUUUAGGUUAUUUGUAUCUGUGUCGAUUUGUCAUAAAGUAAAUUUGUAAUGUACCUGUAGAGAACAGAGUAUAUAGACUCUGGUCUAUACUUUGAGUCUCAGUUAAUCUGUGGGAUAUAAGCUCAGUAAUGCAAAAAAUAUUCAUUGAUUAUUGCACAUUUAUUACAUGGAUAUUACUUGCUAACGUAAAUUUUUGUAGUUUUUUAUUGCACUUAUUACGAAUCCACACAUUUUUUAUGUGAGAAUCGAUCAUUAACAGAAUGUAUUUGUUUUCAAAUAUUAGCUGAUGAUAAAACUGAUGUAUAGUUUUAAUGGCGAAUUAAUAGCUAUGAUAAAUCGACAGAGACCUUAAUAAGUACUUAUAGUGUCGAAAGUUAUGUCAGAUAUCAAUAUUAACAUUUUCAAUUGGGAUGUUAAUGUUGAUAAUAACAUGGGGAUUACUCGUCUAGUUAUUAUUUUAGGUGAAUGUAACGUUAAAUUGUAAGACUACUAAAGAA
This is a messenger RNA of Plodia interpunctella (Indianmeal moth), 2465 nucleotides long. RefSeq names its product polypeptide N-acetylgalactosaminyltransferase 10-like. The transcript has a single exon. The coding region runs from base 69 to 1796 and encodes 575 amino acids. Gene Ontology annotation, cellular component: Golgi apparatus. Gene Ontology annotation, molecular function: polypeptide N-acetylgalactosaminyltransferase activity. The record is from RefSeq and is a predicted model, not a curated record. Gene Ontology annotation, biological process: protein O-linked glycosylation. Lineage: Eukaryota; Metazoa; Arthropoda; Insecta; Lepidoptera; Pyralidae.